AUGAUCAAUGGUUGCGGGAUCGAGGUAGCCGUGGCCGGAUGCGGAAACCCGACAACUUUUUUCUAUAUCUUUGAGUUCUGUGGUCUGCUAGUUGCCGAGCAAUUCUUUCCCCCAACUGUUGUCUUUGGUCCUUUCGAUCCCCCAUCCCCCAAGAUGAAUCGCGCAGGUGCUAUCACCAUCGAUCUACCCCGAGUAAACCCAUUUGGCGAACCACCUGCUCGCGGUAAUCGCUCUGGAGGUCAAUCCGAUGCUCGUUCCCAACGAAAUCGUCCUUCAGCCGGCAGGCAAGCUGGCGGUCGCGGCUUGACUCGUGUUCAAGAUACCGAUGACGCAGAGUCGUUCGACGAGUCCCGUGGCGGGCGUCAAGGCAAUACGAUCGUGUUGCCCGACGUGAAUCCUUUUGCACAACCAGACGAUGGCCCUCGCAACUCACGGCAAGGCGGUGUGUCAAAUAGCAGACCUAGUACUCGAGAUGACCCCCGCGCCCGUCCUGGCCGCAAUGGGAAUCAGAGUCGUGGUGUCAUUCCUAUAGGGCACCAUAAUCCCUACGCCAGUGGUCCUCGUAUUGUGGAGCAUCAACCGACCGAGUCCGAGGAAGAAGAAGAGGAGGAGGAGGAAGAGGAAGAGGAGGAAGAGGAGGAAGAAGAAGAAGAAAUUGAUUAUCCUCCCUCCCCACCACCCCAGCCUACUCGCCGUGUAAAUCAAACCGAACGAGGGCCCCGCCCCAGGACUCACGAUAAUCGGACCCGCCCCAAUGAGCCUCAACGGUCGAGAAAUCAAAGGAACCAGUCUCGCGUGGCUGAUCCUCAAAACGACGAUCGACUGGUUAUCAGUUGGGUAGAUGACGCUCCCGUAUCCCCGCCUCGUCCACAUGGCCAUCACCAUUCGUCCAGGAGCGGCACCGAUUCGGAGUCUUAUUUCACUCUCCGACCAGGCGCCCAUAGCGAACGUUCGGUCUCACCUGGUGGUCGUGUCCACCGUUCUCACUCGCAUAACCAUCACUCGCACCAUCACCAUGGUCACCACCACCGCCAUGACCGGCUGUGCAGCCUUUGCCCCAGCCUGACCAUCCCAACAUGGCAGCCGCCCUUCCCCAUGCCUCCCGCCGACUGGUCGGGAUACGGUGCUCCUCGCUCUCCGUAUAGCCCUGCUCCGCCAUAUCUCUACGGACACCCGGUUUAUGCAAACAUUCCUCACUUGCCGAGCUUGCUUGACCAAUGUCGUGCUCCUUACCCUCCACUCCCAGUAGCACCUGUUGCCUUUUUACGUGACCUCCAAGCUCAAAGUUCCCAAGGAGCUACCAGUCCUUUGCCGGCAUUACCCCCCGUACCUCAGCUACCUGGACCAGCCAAGCUCGAAGAAUGGAAGCACGUUCUAGAAUUUUUGCUCGGAAAUCAGACAGAUUUAUUCAUACCCAAGCUACAGGCUCAGAUUUUUGACACUGCGCCGGUCGACCGUGUUUUCCGCAGACUGACAAGCACCGUUCAAGUCCGUUUCGGAGAACGUCAGGGAAGCGAUAUUAUCAACCGCGUUCAUCUUGUCCCCCGCGGAAACCUUGCCAUGGGAACUAUCUUGGCAGGAAAUCCAAAGAUGGAUGUUGACCUUGUAAUACCAAGUGAUUUCAUCCUUCGGCGAUGGAACGUCACUGCUUCGGAAACAGACGACCUUCGUCCCAGGACUAUUGCCGACGCACUCGAUCUGCACCCGGCUUCUAUCAAUCGGGGCGAGAUCGAAGCUGCCAAACUCCAAUGGGUGUUCCAAGCGAUUUGGGAACAACUCAACGGCAGUGCCGACGGCUUUAUUUUCCCCGGCGGAAGAGAAGAAGCCGAACGGUAUCUCCCUAGGGAUUGGUGCAACCGGCAUAAAGACUCGGUCUCGGAUUCUAACCGGCUUCGGUUGAUUACUGUGGGCGGAGUUCCGCCGCUCAAGAUCAACGUCUUUGUCAAGGUCUCGUUGUCCCUGUAUGGUCAGGAUAUGAUUGUCGGUGUCGAUCGGACGAGUGCAAAGGUUGCGGAUAAAUACCAGCUCAUCAAAACACUUCGUACUCCUGGAGUUUCGUUGUCAGAACCUCCUCUUUCAGCAAAUCUCAAGACUGCAAUCUUCCUUUUGUGCUGGUCGCAAUCUCUUCUGAAGCUGGAAGGCGUCCCUAAAAUCCCGGGCAUCUCCACUAUCCGCUCAAGUCAUUUCCUUCUUGCGCUCACGGCCCUGCAGAAGCUCGACUCUUCGGACAAACUUUACAUCCCCCCUUCGUCCACCCCAGAGCCAUUCUCGCUCUGUGCGGUUCUCAAGGCUGUGGUCAAGAUUUUGAAUUUCUUGGAUCGCGCGUAUCAAAGCCCGGUCACGAUUCCUUCUGUCAGUGGCGGUGGUUCAUUGUUUGCAUUCCCCUUGGGAUCGUGCACUAUCAUGGAUACUUUGGCUCUCCAAAUCCCGCCUCUUGAACAGUUGAUCGUUCGCGCAGGCCUCAAGCUGGCUUUGGCUCAAUUCUUCCCGCUCGAAGCAGCCCUGUCGGCCAUGAACUUUGGAUCGCUUUUCGAUGAUGUUGCGAAAGAGGCGGCAGAAGCAGCAGCCAAAAAGGCCAAGGAAGCCUUGGGUGACGCAGCUGAGGAUGUCGUGAAAGGUUUGGCAGAGGGUGACGGUCUUCCGAAUGGCGAGGGGUCCAAUGGAAAUGAGCCUAGCCAGGGACCCGAUCAAGGAGUGUCUUCCAAAGAUGACUCGGGCGCUGGUAAAGAUACCAAUGUCGAGGGGUCGACAACAGGUCCUACAGAACAAUCUUCCGACAAACAAUCUCCAAAGAGUAAAUCUGACGAAAAGGCCACUUCAAACGAUCCUAAAACUCCCCUUGUAACGUCCCCGAAAGGUGGAAGAAAGGGGCCUAGUUCCGUGACUGGGUCCGUGACUGGCCAAUCCCAGGGUAAAGGGGCUGUGGGUAAAGACAAGAACGAGAAAGCGAAAAAGUAG
Rhizoctonia solani is the source of this 2958-nucleotide messenger RNA. RefSeq lists its product as uncharacterized. Bases 1 to 2958 code for a protein of 985 amino acids. The transcript is spliced from 8 exons. NCBI's taxonomy places the organism in Eukaryota, Fungi, Basidiomycota, Agaricomycetes, Cantharellales, Ceratobasidiaceae. The record is from RefSeq and is a predicted model, not a curated record.